ACGACUCCUGCAUAGCGGAAGGAGAUUGCAUGCGGACAUGGAACAGGCGGGACCGAUCAGAUAUGUAUCACCCGCUUCUUCAUGACGGGACCGAGUUCUAGAUGAUGGAACCGAGAACCCAUCACAACUUCCGUCGAAUGAUAUAAAGAGCAAUCCUUGUUCCCAUGAGUCUCCACAAAGAUGACGACAGUGCGCGAACGGAACAAUGGCUAUGCGACUCUAUGGUUCCAAGCUGUCAACUUGUACACAGAGGGUGAUGCUCGUGUUGAAUGAGCUCGAUCUCUCCUAUGAGUUUUGAUCAGUAUCGAUAUGAAGAGAGGAGAGCACAAGACAUCAGACUUCAUCCGAGAUGUCCAUCCUUUCGGAAAGCUUCCCGCCUUCGAGGAUGGAUCAUUGCAUAUCUUUGAAUCAAGAGCCAUAUGCAGAUACCUGGUUGCCAAGUAUGCAUCUCCAGACUCGGUGAUGCUACCUCCCACGAAGUUAGAAGAUAUUGCAAGUUUCGAGCAGGUGGCUUCUGUUGAGAGCUCAUACUUCGAUACCAGCAUCUUCAAGAUUGCAUACGAGAAGAUGUUCAAGCAAUUCUUUGGUCUUGGUGAAGCAGAUACCGCCGAAAUGAGAAAGUCGGAAAAUGAUCUCAAAGAAGUGCUCGACUACUAUGAUCAAGUUCUUGCGAGCCAGCGAUAUUUGACCGGAAGUAAAGUAUCACUGGUUGACUUGUUCCAUCUCCCAUGGCUUCACUUUCUUCCCCGCCUUGGGAUCGAAGACGAAAUCUUGUCUCGAAAGAAUGUCGCAGUCUGGUGUGAACGACUGGAGCAGCGAGCGACGUGGUGCAAAGUCGUGCAGGUGAUCGCUUCUUGACCGUUUCGGGAAUUGUUCAUGGUUAUCAGUCAUUAUUGUCUUUGUCGUCCAGUGGACUUUUCUUUUUCGAACUCGGACACGUUCGGCAAGGUGGCGCAACGUCGCGACUCCUGAGAUGCACAUACUCAAGUAGUGUCCUCAAAUACCAGUGUGCUCAUCAUCAUGGAUGUCCGUCGCUCCCCAUUACCCUGUCGACACGAAGGUGGACCUAUU
Molecule: messenger RNA, 1071 nt
Organism: Aureobasidium pullulans EXF-150
Lineage: Eukaryota; Fungi; Ascomycota; Dothideomycetes; Dothideales; Saccotheciaceae
Product: glutathione S-transferase III
Exons: 4
Coding region: 310-858 (182 amino acids)
Cellular component (GO): cytoplasm
Molecular function (GO): glutathione binding; glutathione transferase activity
Source: RefSeq, a predicted model, not a curated record